GCCGAUUCGAUAUGAAGGGAAUGCGGCAGGGUGUCAGUCAGUUCUAUCUACAGUUUUCUCCUGUACAAGCCGGAAAGAAGCAUGAAGGUCGCUGUUGCGUUGGCCCUUGCGGCUCUCAUCGGUGUUGCAUAUGGUGCCACCUACCUACAAAACCCCCAAAUUCCCGGUGGUGAGGAGGCAGAAAUCAACCCCAACGAACGCGUGAUCCAUCAGCAUGAGCCGGUUCCCGAUCUGCCAGAUCCCGGGAGCACCCUCCAUGAAGGCCUGAUCUUCAACGGCAAGAACGCUGGAAAACGUACCGUUAAAGGCGCCGCUGACCUGGCCACCGCCAGUGGUUCCGUCCAAAAAACUAUUGUCGACUAUCAUAAUGAGAAGCGUCGUGAGGUCAAGGGCAAGAACGAAAUGCGCAUGCAAUGGCAUGCCAAAGCAUCGCAAAUUGCUCAAGCAUGGGCUGACAAAUGCGACUUCCGUCAUCCCACAACGGAUCAGGAAAAGAAAACUUUCUUGAACAUUCUAUUGAAGAAAGACACCAAUUGCGGUCAAAGCAUCGCCAUGGGCAGUGGAGACAUGACCUGGAAGCAAGCUAUGGACAUGUGGUACAACGAAAAGAAGGACUUCAAAUGGGGUGUUGAUACCGGAAAAGUCGUCGGCCAUUACACCGCCAUGGUCUGGAAAACUUCCCGCUUUGUUGGAUGCGGUUACAAGCUGUGCAAAGCCGGCACUCCUCAACAGUUCCAUUUCUUCGUCUGCGAUUAUGCUCCAGGUGGUAACGUCUAUCCCAACCACUUGAAGCCAUACGAUGCCGGAAACCCAUGUGACAGCUGCAAGGGUGCUUGCGAAAACGGACUGUGCACGAACGCUUGCGAAUACGAAAACAAGCUGUCCAACUGUGAGAACCCAUCCGGUAACUAUCCUGCUCUCUUCGCCAACGGAUGCGACAAAGCCGAUUCCAUGAUGGACAGCAUGAAGGCUCAAUGCGAAGCCACCUGCAACUGCAAGGGCAAAUCUCUGUAUUAGACAUUAUUAGAUCUACCGCUACUAUCCUACCAAUUAGUGCUACAAUUCUUUCACUCAGUCUUUUUUCUAAUGCUUGCUUGCUAUCUGGUUAGAUUCUGUAGUUCUUCUAAUUUUCUUUAGCUGCACGACGAAUGCAUUUCGCUUUUGACUAGUACUAUUUCUGCAAUUUUUCCUGGUCCUCCGCAGACUCCGCCCAGCUUUCCGUAAUGAAAAAUUGGCUUUGAAGCAGCUUGGGAAGAAUAAGAACCGGCUUGCAAAAGUCGAUAUAAAAUGGGUUUCCCUUUUCUG
Paramacrobiotus metropolitanus is the source of this 1305-nucleotide messenger RNA. RefSeq names its product cysteine-rich venom protein kaouthin-2-like. The record is from RefSeq and is a predicted model, not a curated record. The transcript is spliced from 6 exons. Gene Ontology annotation, cellular component: extracellular region. The coding region runs from base 82 to 1017 and encodes 311 amino acids. Lineage: Eukaryota; Metazoa; Tardigrada; Eutardigrada; Parachela; Macrobiotidae.